UUCGACCUAAACCGGGUCCAAGUCGUCCAGUAAGGCCCGCCUCGCGAGGUAUAUCGCCAUCUAGUGUUGAACUUCCAAUCUUGAUUUUUAUAUAGGAGGCCAGUUACUGGCACAUGUUCCCCAUUGGGGAUACAGCCAUAAAGGAGAGGAAGGAAGGAUUCUGAAGGACUUGAGUGUUCAAUUAAUUAUUAAAAAUGUUCAUAGUCGGUUUAACGGGCGGAAUCGCUACUGGUAAAAGCAGCGUGGCUGCCGUGUUUCGUGAACAUGGUAUUCCUGUUAUCGAUGCCGACACGAUUGCCCGAGAAGUGGUCGAACCAGGAAAGCCAGCAUGGCACAAGAUACAGAAAGAAUUUGGCCCUAAAGUGUUCCAUGAAAAUGGUCAGUUAAAUAGAGCCAAACUUGGUGAUAUGAUAUUUGAUGAUAUAGAAAAGAGGAGGAAGUUAAAUGCUAUAACACAUCCAGAGAUAUAUCGAAUCAUGUGCUGGCAGGCCUUUAAAUAUUUUCUUCUAGGCCACCCUUUUAUAGUCAUGGACUUACCCUUGCUCUUUGAAACAGGGCACAUGUUGAACUAUUUAUACAAAAUAAUUGUUGUUACCUGCGAAGAGGAUCUACAACUACAACGGCUCAUGGAACGUUCUAGAUUUACAGAGGCUAAAGCUAAACUACGCAUUGAAGCUCAAAUGUCUUUAGAAAAAAAGUGUGACAUGGCACAUUUUGUUAUAGAGAAUUCAGGAAGUGAGAAAGAUGCUAAGGAACAAACAAUUAGAGUGAUUAAUGUUCUAAGAUGUUCUAAGCAUCAUUGGAAACUAAGAUUUAUUGUUGGCAUUUGCUGCACUGUUUUAUUAGCAGGCACGUAUUGGAUUAAAAAUCGACCAUUCAAGUUUCUUCCAAAACCUGCAUAAGGAUGGUUGUCUUCAGUUUGAUUAGGUGCUCCUCUAUGGCAAUAUCAAUGCAAAACCAAUGUUGGAAACGCAAAACUACUAAAUGAUUCGAAAUCUGUAUCGCCUCUCCAGUCCAUCUAAUGAAACUAAAAGCAUGUCAUUUGGACCAUAAUUGUUACCAUUGAUAAGUCACAAAAACAUCAAUUUCUGUUAUUUUAUGCACUGUAACACAUUCACUACUUGGUAGAUCUAUCACAUCUGGUUUUGUAAUCAUUGAUAUCCAUAAGGCAACAGAAGCUGUGUAUAUCAAGAAUAUUAUACAAGAAUCAAAGAUUGCAGUACGCGUAACGUUCCAUAUUUAAAAACUGGUUCAAUAACUCGGAUACGUGAUAGAGUUGAUAAAAAGAUAAUAACAAGAGUCAACUUGAUUAACGAAUUGUUGUACUAUAAAAUAAUUACUUUCAGUUUUAUUGGGUGUGGCACUGUCCAAAACACGUUAUUUUAUUUUCCAUUUUGUUUAUGCAUUUUUAUGAUUCUUACUCUGGAAUGAAUGCAUUCUAUUCUUGUAAACGGUGAAGUGUAACCAAAAUUACGUAAUGUCUCAAGAUAUCAAAUAAUAAAAGAUAAAUUAGUAAAAUUA
Cephus cinctus (wheat stem sawfly) is the source of this 1521-nucleotide messenger RNA. RefSeq names its product dephospho-CoA kinase (gene Dpck). The transcript is spliced from 3 exons. Bases 195 to 902 code for a protein of 235 amino acids. Gene Ontology annotation, biological process: coenzyme A biosynthetic process. NCBI's taxonomy places the organism in Eukaryota, Metazoa, Arthropoda, Insecta, Hymenoptera, Cephidae. Gene Ontology annotation, molecular function: ATP binding; dephospho-CoA kinase activity. The record is from RefSeq and is a predicted model, not a curated record.